Ornithorhynchus anatinus (platypus) is the source of this 4352-nucleotide messenger RNA. RefSeq names its product testis expressed 14, intercellular bridge forming factor (gene TEX14). Gene Ontology annotation, cellular component: intercellular bridge; midbody; kinetochore. Gene Ontology annotation, molecular function: protein kinase activity; protein binding; ATP binding. NCBI's taxonomy places the organism in Eukaryota, Metazoa, Chordata, Mammalia, Monotremata, Ornithorhynchidae. Gene Ontology annotation, biological process: male meiotic nuclear division; mitotic spindle assembly checkpoint signaling; protein phosphorylation. Bases 62 to 4189 code for a protein of 1375 amino acids. The transcript is spliced from 29 exons. The record is from RefSeq and is a predicted model, not a curated record.
CCGUCCCAAGCCCCAUCAUUUUUGGCACGUCUUAGGGAGCGCAAGUGUACAGUGCCUCAGGAUGUCUCGAGCUGUUCAACUUCCAAUUCCCUGCCCUGUUCAACUUGGCACAGUGAGAAGCGACUCGAUAGAAGCUCAACUGCAUGAAUGUGUUCAACAGGGAAACUACAUCAAAGUGAAAAAAAUUCUAAAAAAACGUGUCCAUGUGGACUCGGUGAAUUCCCUGGGGCAGACGGCGCUCUUCACCGCCGCCUUAUUAGGACUUCCCAAGGUCGUCGAUGUGCUGCUGGACCAUGGAGCCGACCCAAAUCGCCGCUGCUCCGACGGGAGCAGCCCGGUGCACGCAGCCGCCUUCUCGGCCCACCAGGGCAUCCUCAGCAAGCUGCUGGAUGCCGGGGGAGACCUGAGACUCCACGACGAAAACGGAAGAACCCCGCACGCCUGGGCCCUGUCGGCCGCGAAGGACCAGAGCGCCCAGGUGUUGGAGCUGCUGGAGCGGUGCGCGGCGCAGACGCAGGCCCUGGUCCGAGGCUUCCCCCGGGACCUGUUGCGGCGGGUUGAUUGCCCCCAGAGGCUCGUCUGCCCCCAGUCCAGGUUCGCCGGCAUCGUUCAAGGAAACCCCGACAGCUCUGAGAAUAGAUCGCUGCACUCGGGAUUCGUUGCUUCAAAAACCAUAUACAGCUUUGGCUUUGGGAAGUUCUAUUUCCCGGGGGCCACCACCCAGCCGGCCUUUCUCAGCUCGGUGCCGGUCAUCGGAGAGAAAGACGUGGUUCAGGCCGAAGACGAAUCAACCUUCACUUUUGCCAGCGGACCACACAUGACCAUGACAAACUUGAUGUGGAGCGGCACCAGGGUCACCGUGAAGGAGCUCAAUCUGUCGACGCACCCCAACUGUAGUAAGCUGCGCCUGGCCGACCUGCUGAUAGCCGAGCAGGAGUAUAGUAGUAAACUCCGUCAUCCCCAUUUGCUUCAGUUGAUGGCAGUGUGUUUGUCUCACGAUCUGGACAGGACCCGCUUAGUCUACGAAAGGGUUAAUAUCGGUACCUUGUACAGCAUCCUUCAUGAGAGGCGAUCCCAGUUUCCGGCGUUGCAAAUGGAGGUUAUUUUACACUUACUGCUUCAGAUGAACGAUGCCCUGAGAUACUUACACACAAGAGGAUUAAUCCAUCGUUCCCUUAGCUCUUAUGCGAUUCACAUAGUAUCCAUGAGUGAAGCGAGACUCACCAACCUCGAGCAUGCGAUUGAAAGCGAGGACGGAAGAGGUCCCAGGGAUCCAACGGGUAUCCCCCUGCCAACCCAACUGUUCAACUGGGCCGCUCCGGAAGUCAUCUUGCAAGAAGCUGCCACGGUCAAGUCGGACAUCUACAGCUUCUGUGUGAUCGUGCAAGAGAGUUUGACGGAGUCGCUCCCCUGGAACGGUGUAGAAGGCUCAGUCGUCAAAGAGGCCGUCGUCCUGGGGAAUCAUUUGGAAGCAGACGUCAGACUGGCUCAGCCUUACUACGAUAUCGUCAAGACCGGUACACGGGCCAAACCGAAAGACCGCUCCAUGAACCUUCAGGAUAUCCGCUACCUUCUGAAGAACGACUUACAGGAUCUGAUUGAAUCCCAGAAAAUUCAUUCUGCCGAGAGCUCAAAUCUGCAGAGAUGCGAAAUCCACCUGCGAUCGACGUCGAUUAAGCAAAAAGAAGUUCUCAGGCUGCAAGUGGAAGCGAUGAAGGGCCUGGGCCCCCGGCCCAAUUCGCCGAGCCGUCAGUCGGCUCUCACGGAAGAAGCCGUGCUCUGCCACGACGGUAUGAGCGGUAGUCGGACGACCCUGCGGAGCCAAGAUGCCUCAUCUGAGCCCGAGAGGGCUUGCGGUGCCAGUUUGGAAGACGAGAGCCUCCGAAGUUUUGAAAUUAAUGAAGUCUUUUCACGCUACCUAGAGAAUCAGGAAGAGGACUCGGAAGGAUUCUCUCAGUCCGACCGCUCUCGAGGCGACGACGAGAACGGAGCGGGAGACGGCGACGCCGCUUCAGCGGGAGGACCGACCGACACCAGCCGAGGCGACCCGGUCUCGGAAGGAGAGUCGGAGUCGGAGUCGGCCCCAGAAGAGGCCGAGCGACGGAGUCCGCUUGCGGAACCGUCCGGGACGUGGGGGACGGAGGGGGGAGCGAGAGGAGGUGGGGCCGAGAAGUCCAGAAUGGAGCAGUACAUCAGUAAGUCCAUUCUGAACCUGAAGAUCUCCCAGGCCUUAGUCCACCAGGCCACCGAUUCCCUCAGGAACACGGAAUGGAAAAUCGAUCGGCUGGCGGCCGUGCAGAAACACACCGAACUGCUUAGGUCUGUCUCCCAGUCCGCCCCAGGACGGGGCGGCCCCCGCCGCGGUCCCUCCCGGCUACCGGAGGCCGUGGGGCCCCCGACGCCGGAGUACGAUCCUCCGGCCGUGCCGUCCCCCGCCGGACGCGCGGACCCGUCCCGGAGCCCCCCGAAAGCGGCCGGGCAGAGGAGGGCGGCCCGCGGGGUCCGUCUCGGACGUUUCGGCCAACGGUCCGGUCGGGUCCCCGAAGAAGCCUCGGGGGAACGAAGUGAUCGGGAAUUCUACUGUUGUGCAGCGGGAAGGCAGAGAGACGGGACAGAAUUAUUAUGCUAUAAAGGAGAGGAUGGCCAUUCUGUAGGAGGUCGAAGCCAAGGCUACGUGAGGCCCACCGUGGAAUUUCUACCUUCCGAGGUCUACGACUCGAGGAUAAGAAGUGCUAGAGACACAGAGCCGCAAUCCAAGUGGACGCGGGAGGUGAAAGAGAUGGCCGAGAAGGCGGCCUGCGGGCAGUUAGGAAUCCUUCCUCGGUACCGUCCCGGUGACUCCACGUCGGAGAGCGAGAUGGAGCCCGACACUGAGGCUGAGCGGCAGCCGGCUUCUAGAGCCCAAGACUGGGCCGACUGGUGGCGGAGAGGCCCCUGCCGGGACCGCCGGAAUGGUGGCCGCGAUGAAGGAGGAGCCUCGGAGGCAGAUACCGAAGAAGAGGACGAAUUCAAGCGGCCCGCCGGACCGAGACCCCAGUCUCCACGGAAGUACGAGUCGGCGGACCUGAGAGCCGCUUUUCAGGAGAGCUGUGGCAGGUCUGCAGACACCGACAAGCUUUCCAGUGAGCAUUUCGAGAAAACUACUUGUUCUCCGGCUUCUUCGGACGAUAUGUCGGAUGAAUUUUUAACUCCCGAUCCAAGUUAUAUGUAUCCCUCUACCACUCGAGAAAAUGUAGGAAAAGCGGCUUUAAGCCUUGAAGAAGAGGAAGAGGGAGAAGAGGAAGAGGGAGAAGAUGAGAAAGAAGAUGAGGAAGAAGAAGAGGAAGAGAAGGACGAGGAGGAGGAAGAAGAGGAGAUGAAAGAGGAGGAAGAUAUGGAAAUCACAAGGGAAAUCUGUAUCAGAAAAGAAACCCCCGGUAACCCAAUGACAGGUGGGAAGAGACGCAGAGUAGCGGAAGGAAUCCCUGGAGAUAAUUCAGACCCGAUGACUAAACUCCAGCCCCCAGCCAUUACAAGUUUUGAAGGCAAACGCGAAGAGACACCGAAAGAAGAAUGGCUCAAAGAGAGGAAGGAAAAGGAAAAAGAAAUCUCCUUUACAGAUAUUCAGGAUUUGUCCAGUAUUUCUGACGAACGAGAUCAUCUUCCCAAGGAAACGCCCUGUAAAACUCCCAGAACGAGCCACGCGCCGACUAGCGUCAGCACCCCACUCAGUCCAGAAGGAACGGAUGCUUCCGCAGGCCAUUAUUUCGAUGACCUGCCUCCCCCAUCCCAGGAACUACUGGAUGAAAUCGCUGCAGAACAGAGCCGUUCGGAAGAUAAAGAAAUCGAGGCCAAGGGAAAAGAUGCCAACGACCUCCGGACGAAGGAAGCCCCAGGCGCUGCAGAAGAGACAGAAAGAGCUCACUCCACCCUUGACGAUGACUUAGAAGGGUGGCUGGGACCAACCGCCGAGAGCGAAGAGAGCCGCCAAGAUCGCUCCGCAAGGGAGACGAGUAUUGAGGAACCCGGAACGGGUGAAACGAAGAACAGAACAGCAGGGAAGGGCCCCGGAGCGGAUGGAGGGAAAGCAGGGAGUCAUUCGGGGAUUUCCGAAGAUGGAGAAGAACACAGACAGAGAAUGUGGCAGCAACUGGGUUGGUCCCAACCCUCCAGGAUAAUCAUCCUGGAUCAGAGUGACAUUUCGGACUGAACGAAAGGCGGUGUCGGAGAAGCUCCCGGCAACGGUUUUUCCUUGUCCCUUUUCUGUGGGCCAGGGCUCUGUGAUCCGCGGCGAUCCUCGUCAGAUAAGUGCUCCCGCAAACACUGAGACUUCCUUCGGAAGUAAUAAUAGAAGGGGUCUGACUAUCCGUUUA